Molecule: messenger RNA, 4383 nt
Organism: Pogoniulus pusillus (Red-fronted tinkerbird)
Lineage: Eukaryota; Metazoa; Chordata; Aves; Piciformes; Lybiidae
Gene: ATG7
Product: autophagy related 7
Exons: 19
Coding region: 216-2363 (715 amino acids)
Biological process (GO): cellular response to nitrogen starvation; autophagy of mitochondrion; C-terminal protein lipidation
Cellular component (GO): phagophore assembly site; cytoplasm
Molecular function (GO): Atg8 activating enzyme activity; Atg12 activating enzyme activity
Source: RefSeq, a predicted model, not a curated record
GGAGGCGGGUGACGUCACUGGCCGGGUCAUGCCGGAAGCGCGGCGCGCGGCGGCUGUCGCUCGGGCCGUGCGCGUGUCCCCUGCGCUGUGGCGGCGCUGAGGGCGGCUCGCCCGUCCCUGUGUCCGUCUGUCCUCUGGCUCCGCCGCCUUCAGCUGCGCCUUCCUGGCUCGCCUCCCACCAGAACUGUGUUUAACAGUGAUCAUUAACUAAAGCCAUGGCAGCUGCCAGUAGUGAGGUGCACCAUCCUGUGGACCCUGGAAUCUCCAAGCUGCAGUUUGCUCCUUUCAGUAGCGCCUUGGAUGCAGGAUUUUGGCAUGAACUCACCCAGAAGAAGCUCAAUGAGUACCGAUUGGAUGAGACCCCCAAAGUUAUCAAAGGAUACUACUACAAUGGUGAUCCUUUGGGUUUGCCAGCUCGCUUGACAUUGGAGUUUAGUGCCUUUGAUAUUUUCUUUCUUUUAUGCAGGAACGCCUCAAUACCAGCACGCUGCUGUCCUGCUGUUGGCACACUGUACAAUACCAACACUUUUGAGACUUUCAAGUCCUGUGAUAAGAAAUCACUUCUGGAAAAAGAAGCAAAUGAGAUAUGGGAAUCAAUAAAGUCUGGAGAUGCUGUUGAAAACCCCAUGCUCUUGAACAGGUUCCUGCUGCUGACAUUUGCAGAUUUAAAGAAGUAUCAUUUCUAUUAUUGGUUUUGCUACCCUGCUCUCUGCUUCCCUGAUGGGAUAUGCAUAAUUCAGAAACCAGUGUGUCUUGCAGACAGAUUCUCAUUAAAUCAGAUUGAAGCACUUCAGAAAGCCUAUGAUGAACUCUGCCAGAAAGAGGGGGUUACAGCUUUGCCUUAUUUUUUAAUCAAAUAUCAUGACAAUUCUGUUGUGAUAUCUCUGCUGAAAAAGUGGGAGGAUUUCUUCCAGGACCAAAGGGGAAAGGUAACUGUUGGAGUUUAUGAUCCGUGUAAUUUAUCCCACUACCCAGGCUGGCCACUGAGAAAUUUCCUGAUCCUGGCAGCUCACAAAUGGGGCAGCAUUCUCCAGUCAGUCGAAGUGCUCUGCUUCAGAGACAGGACUAUGCAAGGGGUGAGAGACAUUACACACAGCAUUAUCUUUGAAAUAAAACUUCCAGAGAGACCCCUUGGCCCAGAUUGUCCAAAAGCUGUUGGAUGGGAGAAAAACCAAAAGGGAGGCAUGGGUCCAAGGAUGGUGAAUCUCAGUGAAUGCAUGGAUCCAAAAAGGUUAGCAGAAUCAUCAGUGGAUCUCAAUUUGAAGUUGAUGUGCUGGCGACUGGUGCCUACUCUUGAUCUGGAAAAAAUUGUGUCUGCCAGGUGUCUGCUGCUAGGAGCUGGGACGCUGGGCUGUAGUGUUGCAAGGACCUUGAUGGGCUGGGGAGUCAGGAAGAUUACAUUUGUGGACAAUGCAAAGAUCUCCUACUCCAACCCAGUGCGACAACCUCUAUAUGAGUUUGAAGACUGUCUUAGUGGGGGGAAGCCAAAGGCACUUGCAGCAGCAGACAGGCUACAGAAAAUCUUUCCAGGAGUGAGCUCAGAAGGCUAUAACAUGAGCAUCCCUAUGCCAGGCCAUCCAGUGAAUUUUUCUGAAGUAACAAUGGCACAGGCUCGGAAGGAUGUGGCUAAACUUGAGGAGCUUAUUGAUGCUCACGAUGUUGUUUUCCUACUCAUGGACACUAGAGAGAGUCGAUGGCUUCCUGCUGUCAUUGCAGCCAGCAAGAGAAAGUUGGUCAUCAAUGCUGCAUUGGGAUUUGACACAUUUGUUGUUAUGAGACAUGGACUAAAGAAACCAAAACAGCAAGAGUCUGAUGAUUCAUGUGUCAGCAAUGCCUCGAGUUCUUCUGAUCUUUUGGGGUCAUCACUCUUUUCAAAUAUUCCUGGCUAUAAGCUGGGCUGCUACUUUUGCAAUGAUGUUGUGGCACCAGGGGAUUCCACUAGGGAUCGGACGCUGGACCAGCAGUGCACUGUCAGUCGGCCUGGACUAGCAAUGGUAGCUGGAGCACUUGCAGUGGAAUUAAUGGUUUCUGUUUUACAGCAUCCAGAAGGUGGUUAUGCUGUGGCCAGCAGUAGUGAUGAUAGAAUGAAUGAGCCACCUACUUCUCUUGGACUUGUUCCUCAUCAGAUCCGUGGAUUUUUAUCAAGAUUUGAUAAUGUUCUUCCAGUCAGCCUGGCAUUUGAUAAGUGCACAGCCUGCUCAACCAAAGUGCUUGACCAGUAUGAACGAGAAGGGUUUAAUUUCCUAGCUAAAGUUUUUAAUUCCUCACAUUCCUUCUUGGAAGACUUGACAGGCCUCACGUUAUUACACCAGGAGACACAGGCUGCUGAGAUCUGGGAUAUGAGUGAUGAUGAAACAGUCUGAAAACCAGCUGAAUAAGGUGGAAGAUGACCUGCUUGGGACUGCAGCGCUGCCUUUGAUCUGUUGUUUGACAAGUUAAUGAUUGCUGACCUGUGCUAACUGCCACAAAUACACAGAAAUAUAAUCCACAUUUUGACAUUAAUAUCCUCAUCUUAAGAGCAGCCUGUCACUGAUAGAACUCUCAACAUUUUUAUUAUGUAAAUAACUAAAGCAACCUCUUUAUGUUUGAACCUCAUCUUUUUCCAGUUUAUAAAUAUGGCUUACAUAUAAAAUAUGCCACUUAAGAACACCUUAGUGAUUUAUUUGUCCCAGUUUUCACUUUGCUUGUUCAGCAGACAUGUCCAAGCAGCAUGUCCAAAUAUCCUUUUUCAUCUUUUCCAGACUUGUGCCCCUUUAGUUGGAGUUUAUUUUUAAGGCUGAGAAUAUUCUGCUGUAGGGAUUUAGACUGCAUCUCUUAAGUUAGAUUCAGGUUGUGCCAGGGGAGGUAUAGGCUGGAUGUUAGGAGGAAGUUCUUGCCAGAGAGAGUGAUUGGCAUUGGAAUGGGCUGCCCAGGAGGCGAUGGAGUCACCGUCUCUGGAGAUGUUCAAGAAAAGACUGGAUGAGGCACUUAGUGCCAUGGUCUAGUUGAUUUGACAGGGCUGGGUGAUAGGUUGGACUGGAUGACCUUGGAGGUCUCUUCCAACCUGGUUGAUUCUAUGAUCUUUAAAAGAGAGCAGGAGUAGGUAAGAACCUACACCAUAUUGCUUGCUGGGUUUGAGUCCACCUUUCACGUACAAUGGAUUGAUCUUGCCUGUGUGAAUAGGAGUGUCAUUCUCGGUCAAGUCCUCAUCAUUUCAUGAUAUGGGGGGGGAAAAAAAAAGUAGUUUGACUUCUUUUUACACAGGAAAGACCAAAAUACAUCUCUGUUGUGAUUAGGUUCCCCUGAAGUCUAGAGGAGACUCUGCUACAUAGCAAAAAAUGCUUUGGGGAAGUGACUCAUUGAUUCAGUCAAAACUUGUAGAGAAAUGCCUAACUGAAAUAAGAAGUUGGUUCUCUGACUUUGCUGUUCAUGCAUCACAUGUUUCAAAACCAGCAAUCCUGAUUUUCCUUUUGGUUCCAUUUUAGUUUUUUUUCAAGUUUGCUGCAUCAGGAAUGGCUUUAAAGAUUAUGAUUAGCACAAACAGGAGUUAGAAGAUAAGGGGGAAAGAAAGGAUUUGUGAAAUAUGACAGUGCAUUACUACAAGAUUGAAAGUUAAAUGUAUUGGGGUUUAUCUUGGAAUAGGGUUUUCAGAAGGGUACUUGAAAUCUCUUUUAUAGAUUUGUUGCGGGCAUUAAUGACUCAAACAAAAUGCAAAUAAUUUUAUCUGCCAAGCAGUCUUUAUUCCCUAUCUAUGUUAUGAAAAUUAGUUAGCCAAUCCAAUUAUUUUUAGCCCUUCCUUAAAAUAAGCUCUGUAGAUAAUUUCACAGCGUCUUUCCUGUGCCACAUCAGAAGGAGGUCUAUCAGGUCAGGCUUGUCUAGAAACAAGGAUAUCUGCAGGACUCAUACUGUGAUUGUAAAAGAUUGAUUAAAACAAGAUGAGGUUUGCAAAAAGAGUCUAAAAUAGCUUUUAAUUUCUAUUUAUUUUAACUAUCUUCAUUGUAUUUACAUGAUUUCUUUGGUAACCCUAAGGGAAGGUCUUGUUUAACCAGUUUCAUUGUACUAUAAACAUCUCUAGGAUUGAAAUAUAUUUUUUGAAAGACUUGUAAUCAUAGGAAACUGCUCUUGUGGUGGUCAGGCAGUGAACAAUAAGAUUGAUAACAUGCCAUGUUGAAACAGCUUAUUAGUAUACCUAACUAGUUCUGAGCAAAUGUGACUUCUAUUGUUGGCCAUGCUGCAGUCAGCUCGAAUCAGGAGUCACUCUCAGGCUAGUUAAAAGGGAAUGACCUGCAUUUUUAUCUUUUGGACCUGCUGACUGUGGAGUGUAAAAGUUUCUUUGCAAUUUUUAGCUCUUUAAAACUUGGAAUCUGAUAACCAGUAUUAAUUAUUUUAAAUAUCUGAAAUGGC